Molecule: messenger RNA, 1539 nt
Organism: Neocloeon triangulifer
Lineage: Eukaryota; Metazoa; Arthropoda; Insecta; Ephemeroptera; Baetidae
Product: protein dissatisfaction-like
Exons: 12
Coding region: 159-1472 (437 amino acids)
Biological process (GO): cell differentiation; anatomical structure development; regulation of transcription by RNA polymerase II
Molecular function (GO): nuclear receptor activity; RNA polymerase II cis-regulatory region sequence-specific DNA binding; zinc ion binding
Source: RefSeq, a predicted model, not a curated record
CCGCGAUCCUAAAAAUCGAAUGAAAUGUGAAUUCUUGUCGCUGGAAUUCACUAAUACGUUCACUUCACUCCUGUCACCAAGCCCCAGUUUCACGUAUUGACCGCCGAACGCCGUUUUAGUCCGUUGUGUCUUCUCAGGAAUGGAGAUUCGAGGUGGCGAUGUCACUCGUCCGACGGCUGUGGAAUCCUCCAGUUGUUGCCAGGUGCCAGCGGUUUUUACCAUCACAAUUUAACAGUUUCCUUUGGCGAUCGGCGAAUCAGCCCAGCAAUGGAUCGCCGGACCAGGAACAUAAAUUUUCAACGAGAAAGGCCGACCAAUUUUUUUCAUCAAUUAAAAAUAUGGAUCGGCACUUGCUGUGCAAAGUUUGUGGUGACAAAGCGUCCGGCAAGCAUUAUGGUGUGGCAAGUUGCGAUGGGUGCAGGGGAUUCUUUAAACGGUCUAUUCGCAGAAACUUGGAGUACAUUUGCAAGGAAAGUGGAAAGUGCACCGUGGACGUGGCCAGGCGAAACCAAUGCCAGGCGUGCAGAUUCAAGAAAUGCCUGCAGGUCAACAUGAGGAAGGACGCUGUCCAACACGAGAGAGCUCCGAGGGUGCCUGUGGGCAACGCUGGGGGCUCCGUCGGCACCUCGUCGAGAAUAAGAGCGCCGCACAUUCCGCACACAAUGACCUCCCUGCUCUUGCCAGCAGGUCAAGAUCUCUUGCAGCAUUACUGGCCCCUCGGACCAACAUUGAGGUGUCCCUGGCCGAUCACUCUGACGAGUCCGAUCAGCGUUUCUGCUGAGCCAACGCCUGAACAAGAGGUGUCCAGCUCUAGCGUGCAAAGUGACGAGAAACGUGUGUCCCCGGCAGGCUACCCUUCACCGGUGGCACCAAUUAUGCCCGCACUAGAGACUGCCAACGAAAGUGCGGCCAGGAUUCUUUUCAUAGCUGUAAAAUGGGCCAGAGCUAUGCCGUCUUUCAUGAGGCUCCUGCCGGCGGAUCAAGAACUUCUUUUGGAAUUUUCUUGGGCUCAACUUUUCGUUUUCACAGCUGCAGAGUGGUCAUUUCCCAUAAGCGAAGACAUCCUAGUCCGUCACUCCCUGGCCCCCUCAUGUCGCCACCAAGCCCUAUUACAACAGGCCAGAGCUCUGAGGACCUUUCUCGGACGCUGCGUCAGCCACAGGAUGGACAGAACGGAAUUCGCCUGUCUCAAAGCCCUCGCCCUUUUCACCCCAGAACUGUCUGGUCUGCGAGACGGCAUUCGCGUUGAGGCGCUUCAGGAACAAAGCCAAUUGCUGCUGGGCGACUACUGUGUCAGCAGUGGCGGCUGUGAGGGGGCGGCUCGGAGGCGGCUGGGGCGUCUGCUGCUACUGUUGAGUGGCGCUCGUCAACUCGAGGCGGCCGCACUGCAGGAGCUUUUCUUCAGCCAAACUGUGGGACAGGUGCCGAUCGAGCGGCUCCUCGGAGACAUUUUCAAAGCGUCUCCCUGCUAAGAUUAAUAAAAUUUUACAAUCUAGUGCGUUAAUUGAUUUAGCUUGUAACAAAUGUUCUCGGAAGUAA